CAAACAGUCGUCCUCACAUUCACAUUCACUCUCUGCGACUUAUACUUUACUCGCGGGGCCGUAUCGGCUAGCAACCAACUUUCAGCCUCAACGGAAAUCGCCAACACUACCGACCCUCUACCCAACUCUUCCCCCUACACAACGGAAUCUCAACCACAACCAUGGAUUAUGAUCUUUACACUCCCCCUUCGGAUCUUGGCGAUCGACAAGAAAUCCAAGGCGAGAUCGAUUUCAUUCACACUGUAGUUGCAACCCUGGACCCAAAGAGCCCUCAGUACGAGGAGGCCAUGGCCCACUAUUACGGUCAGCUCGACAAUAUGAAUAGGCAACUGCGCCAGUGUUCCACUGUCGCAACUCCUGCACCUUCGUAUCCUGUUGCAAUGGGGACUUCGAACUACCAAAUGCCAAACGAGGUUUCUAGCUAUUCUAAGCCAAAUGGAGGUCCAAGCUACUCGACGCAAAAUGGAGGUUCAAACUAUUCGGUAUCAAACGGGAAAUUUAGCUCUAACCUUCAACCCCAUUCCAAUGCGAGUCAACGUCGAUCCGAACUAUCUUUUCCGGGAUAUGCUACGUCUUCUCUUCCCGUUCGAUCUCAACAGCACGACAGCUGGAACACUCAGCUGCAGGUGCCUAUCCAGUCUAGCAAUUUCAUAGACCUUACACAGGACGACGAUGAUCCUUUCAUUGAGACAAAAGACGCCUUCAUGCCCGGAGUGCAGCCUUCUUUCGACAUUUCAAAUCAGACCUUCAUGAAUAAUGAUCAACUGGCCAAUUAUCUGUGGGAUCCGGCGGCUCCCAAGAUGGAGAUUCCGGCGCUGCAGACGGUGAGGCCGUUUUCUUCCCAACUCAAUGGGCUGAACCCCCAACAAGAUUACAAUCGGGUAAACCACCUCAUGGAGGACAGUCACUCAACACAACUGUCGUCUUUGAUGGGCGUCGGUGGUGCAACAACCUGGGGUAAUCCCGUCCCGGAAACGGACUAUGACUAUCUUUUUGGUGGCCACGUGCCUGCUCCCGAUGAGCCUGAAGCCGUGCAAGACCUCAUCGAGAAUAUCAAAUUUGACCAAGAGGUCCGACCUGAUCAGCGAAAACCAACUCCCGUGGCCAUGAAGUCGACCCUAAUGGAGCAUCAAAAGAUUGCCCUGACAUGGCUGCUAAUGAUGGAACGCAACAAUACCAAAGGCGGGAUCCUUGCUGACGAGAUGGGUCUAGGCAAGACUGUUCAAGCACUGGCGCUGAUCCUGGCCAACCCUUCCGAGGAUCCUGCAUGCAAAACUACUCUAAUUAUAGCUCCAGUUGCCUUAAUGCGGCAAUGGGAGAAGGAAAUAGAGCGUCAUGUGAAACCGCAUCACCGCCUUAAGGUCUUUGUCUGUCACAACGAAGGGCCUAGGAAGAAACCUUGGAGCUCACUGCGCAAUUACGAUGUUGUUCUCACGACCUACGGCACUCUAGCUUCUCAGUAUAAAAGGAAGACUAACCGCCUUAAACAACAGGAACAGGAAAAGAAACAACAGGAAUUGGACCAGGAACAACAGGGAGGAGACGGAGGCCCUAAAAAGCGCCGCCGGAUCACUGAAUAUCUUGAACCUGACCUGGGCUUGGUUGGCCGCGAUUGCAUGUGGUAUCGUGUCAUUCUAGAUGAAGCGCAGUGCAUCAAGAAUCGAGAUACUUGGAGCUCAAAAGCAGCGGAUGAUCUGCAGAGCCGGUAUAGACUUGCGAUGACAGGCACACCGAUGAUGAAUUCUGUGGACGAAUUGUACUCACUUGUACGGUUCCUCAAGAUCCCACCCUAUAAUUCGUGGGCGAAGUUCAGGAUGGAUGUUUCAACACCACUCAAAAAAUCCGACCAUAUGCGGCAACAGGCAAUGCAGCGUGUGCAAGCUCUUCUCAAGUCGAUCAUGCUGCGUCGAUGCAAGACUACCUUGGUUGAUGGCAAAGAGAUUUGCCAGAUUCCCCCUAAAGAAACUCUCAUUCAGCAUGUCGAAUUUUCUGACGAGGAGAUGAGCUUGUACAAAGCGAUCGAGACGAAAUCUCAAUUACAGUUCAACAAGUACCUUGCCAAAGGCACAGUCAACAACAAUUACGCGAACGUUCUUGUCAUGCUUCUUCGGUUACGCCAGAUCUGCUGCCAUCCACACCUCGUUAAGGAUCUCGGCGUUCAAGCUUCUACGGAGAACAUCUCCGGAGAAGAGCUUGAGGACCGAGCAGGAAUGUUGUCGGCUGAAGUUGUUAACCGCUUGCGCAACUGUGCUGAUGAAGGGUUCGAGUGCCCGAUCUGCUACGAAACCGUAGUGAAUCCCACCAUAUUCAUACCCUGUGGCCACACUUGUUGCGGCGAAUGCUUCCAGAAGCUCAUCGAUCCGUCCCGUGCCAUCCAACAAGGUAUGGAGACUAGUGAGGCCAGGUGCCCCGAAUGUCGGAACGCCCUGAGCUCAAAAGAAAUCACCGAUUUCAUGCACUUCUGUAGAGUCCACAUGCCAGAGCUGCUUGACGACUUGGAUUUGCAGGAUAAUAGUGAGACCGAUAACGGCUCCGAAGACGAUUCCGACGAGGAGUCUGAUGGCGAGGAGUCUGGAGACGAUGUCGACAAGAACGGGAACCUGAAAAAUUUUGUGGUCGACACAGAAGACGACGAAGAGUAUCUGGAUGACGAACUCACUUCGGGCAAGGACGAAGAAGAAGAUGUGAAGCCUGCCAAGUCACAACGAGAAGACAAAGGCAAAGGAAAAGCGAAGGCGAAAAAGCCCAAAGUAACGCUUGCUCAGCUCAAGAAGGAUUCUCUCCGUAACAAAGACGCCAAGAGGAGAUAUCUCAAACGACUUCGUAAACAGUUCCAGACCUCUGCUAAGAUCGAAAAGACCAUGGAACUACUGAGCGAAAUCAACGCCAAGGAUCCCACCGAGAAGACGCUUGUCUUCAGCCAGUUCACAUCUCUCUUAGAUCUGCUCGAGGUGCCUCUGCAAGAGAGGAAGGUCAAAUACCAACGGUAUGACGGCAGCAUGAGCAUGAACGAUCGAGCCGAUGCCGUGAAUCAAUUCAUGGACAAUGCUAGUGAGACUGUAUUCCUCAUCUCCCUCAAAGCCGGCAACGCCGGUCUCAACCUCAACAAAGCGUCGCAGGUUAUUAUCCUCGAUCCAUUUUGGAACCCAUUUGUCGAAGAUCAAGCCGUUGAUCGCGCUCACCGGAUGCCACAGCAGCGUGAGGUCAAGGUUCACCGUGUCCUGGUGCCUGAGACGGUCGAGGAUCGUAUCUGUGCGUUGCAGGACAAGAAGCGCGAUCUUAUCAAUACGGCUAUGGACGAGGGCGUAGGCAAGCAAUUGACACGCCUCAGCGUCGGAGAACUUCGUUACUUGUUCGGAUUGUCUCCACACUAG
This is a messenger RNA of Periconia digitata, 3374 nucleotides long. Lineage: Eukaryota; Fungi; Ascomycota; Dothideomycetes; Pleosporales; Periconiaceae. The record is from the annotation of a GenBank genome assembly.